Messenger RNA from Brenthis ino (lesser marbled fritillary), 324 nucleotides. The record is from the annotation of a GenBank genome assembly. Lineage: Eukaryota; Metazoa; Arthropoda; Insecta; Lepidoptera; Nymphalidae.
AUGCACCUCUUCUCAAUUCUUUCUUCAGCCGGUCUAGCUUCUAGAGUAUUGAGUAAAUUACUUUUUGAUUGGUCGCAAGUAAAACUAGAAAAGAUGGCUCGAGGUCAGCAAAAAUUACAAUCACAAGCAAAAGCUGCAGAAAAACAGUCAAAGCUAAAAAAACAGCAAGGGCAUAGUGCUACAGACCAGAAAAAAGCUGCUCAAAAAGCUCUUGUACAUGUCUGUGUCAUCUGUAAGGCCCAGAUGCCAGAUCCAAAGACUUAUAAGCAACAUUUUGAAAAUAAACAUCCUAAAAAUGAGCUACCUGAAGACUUGAAAGCUAUU